Messenger RNA from Centruroides sculpturatus (bark scorpion), 414 nucleotides. Its product is annotated as keratin, type I cytoskeletal 9-like. The transcript is spliced from 2 exons. The record is from RefSeq and is a predicted model, not a curated record. Bases 1 to 414 code for a protein of 137 amino acids. NCBI's taxonomy places the organism in Eukaryota, Metazoa, Arthropoda, Arachnida, Scorpiones, Buthidae.
AUGAAAUAUCUUUUGUUGCUUUUGGCUGUUGUUGCUACUGCUUCGGCAACCACCUAUACAACCACCAAUUGGUUCACACCAGGAGUAGGAUACGGAAAAGGAGUCACUGGACAUGGAGGAUAUGUCAUUCCCUACAAAACUGUAGGAUGGGGUACUGGAUGGGGAAACCAAGGAGGAUAUAACGUUGGUAAUUUAGGAGCUCUUACUGGUCUUAAAGCCAUUGGACCAUACGGCGGAGGAAGUUUAGGAGGUCUUGGUGGUGCUAAGGGCAUUAGUCAUCUUGGUGGUGUAGGUUUAGGGCCUUUCGGCGGUGCCAAGGGCAUUAGUCAUCUUGGUGGUGUAGGUUUGGGGCCUUUCGGCGGUGGAAAAAUUAGUCCUUAUGGAGGAUUAUCAGGAGUCCCAGUUGUUGGUUAA